AUGGGUGCCGAUGGAAUGGUUGGCGGUGGAAUGGGCGGAGGCGGAAUGGGCGGCGGCGGAAUGGGCGGCGGCGGAAUGGGCGGCGGUGGAAUGGGCGGCGGCGGCAUUGGUGGCGGCGGAAUGGGCGGCGUCGGAAUGGGUGGCGGCGGAAUGGGCGGCGGCGGAAUGGGCGGCGGCGGAAUGGGCGGUGGUGGAAUGGGCGGCGGCGGCAUUGGUGGCGGCGGAAUGGGCGGCGGCGGCAUUGGUGGCGGCGGAAUGGGCGGCGGAGGGAUGGGUGGCGGCGGAAUGGGCGGCGGCGGACUGGGCGGCGGCGGAAUGGGCGGUGGCGGAAUUGGAGGGGGCAUGGGCGGACCUGGUUCCUCUGCUCCCGGAUCGCAAUCAGCCAUGGAUCCUGGAAGAAACAUGGGUGGCGGCGGAAUGGGCGGCGGCGGAAUGAGUGGCGGCGGAAUGGGCGGAGGCGGCAUGGGUGGCGGCGGAAUGAGCAGCGGAGGAAUGAGUGGCGGCGGAAUGGGCGGCGGCAGCAUGGGUGGCGGUGGGAUGGGCGGAGGCGGAAUGGGCGGCGGCGGAAUUGGCGGCGGCGGAAUGGGCGGAGGCGGCAUGGGUGGCGGCGGAAUGAGCGGCGGAGGAAUGAGUGGCGGCGGAAUGGGCGGCGGCAGCAUGGGUGGCGGUGGAAUGGGCGGAGGCGGAAUGGGCGGCGGCGGAAUGGGCGGCGGUGGAAUGGGCGGCGGCGGAAUGAGCGGUGGCGGAAUGGGCGGCGGCGGAAUGGGCAGCAUGGGCGGACCUGGGUCGUCUGCUCCCGGAUCACAAGCAGCCAUGGGUCCUGGGGGAAACAUGGGCGGCGGCGGCAUGGGUGGCGGCGGAAUGGGCGGGGGUGGAAUGGGCAGUGGCGGAAUGGGAGGCGGCGGAAUGGGCGGCGGAAUGGGCGGCGGAGGCAUGGGCGGCGGAGGAAUGGGCGGGUCAGGGUGGGUUGCUCCAGGGUCGCAGGCAGCACCCGGCCAGGGUGGACCUGGGAUGGGCGGAGGGAUGGGCGGAGGGAUGGGGGCAGGGAUGGGGGGAGCUGGGGGCAACAUGGGAGGCGGGAUGGCAGCACGCUCACUGGUGCAUGGGCGCUGA
Molecule: messenger RNA, 1113 nt
Organism: Closterium sp. NIES-65
Lineage: Eukaryota; Viridiplantae; Streptophyta; Zygnematophyceae; Desmidiales; Closteriaceae
Source: the annotation of a GenBank genome assembly